Carlito syrichta (Philippine tarsier) is the source of this 1128-nucleotide messenger RNA. RefSeq names its product cartilage associated protein (gene CRTAP). Gene Ontology annotation, cellular component: endoplasmic reticulum. The coding region runs from base 63 to 731 and encodes 222 amino acids. Lineage: Eukaryota; Metazoa; Chordata; Mammalia; Primates; Tarsiidae. Gene Ontology annotation, molecular function: protein binding; collagen binding. Gene Ontology annotation, biological process: peptidyl-proline hydroxylation to 3-hydroxy-L-proline; collagen fibril organization. The transcript is spliced from 6 exons. The record is from RefSeq and is a predicted model, not a curated record.
AUAAUCUCCCGAAAGCCAUUGCAGCUGCCCACACCUUUCUACUGAAGCAUCCCGAUGACGAAAUGAUGAAGAGAAACAUGGCGUAUUACAGGAGCCUGCCUGGUGCCGAGGACUACAUUAAAGACUUGGAAACCAAAUCGUAUGAGAGCCUGUUCAUCCGAGCAGUGCGGGCUUACAAUGGUGAGAACUGGAGAACAUCGAUCACAGACAUGGAACUGGCCCUUCCCGACUUCUUCAAAGCCUUUUACGAGUGUCUCGCAGCCUGUGAGGGCUCCAGGGAGAUCAAGGACUUCAAGGAUUUCUACCUUUCCAUAGCAGAUCAUUAUAUGGAAGUUCUGGAAUGCAAAAUACAGUGCGAAGAGAACCUCACCCCAGUUAUAGGAGGCUAUCCGGUCGAGAAAUUUGUGGCCACCAUGUUUCACUACUUGCAGUUUGCUUAUUAUAAGUUGAAUGACCUGAAGAAUGCAGCCCCCUGUGCGGUCAGCUACCUGCUCUUUGACCAGAACGACAAGGUCAUGCAGCAGAACUUGGUGUAUUACCAGUACCAUAAGGACAAAUGGGGCCUCUCGGAUGAGCAUUUCCAGCCCCGACCAGAAGCAGUUCAGUUCUUUAACGUGACCACGCUCCAGAAAGAGCUGUAUGACUUUGCGAAGGAAAAUAUAAUGGAUGAUGAUGAGGGAGAGGUUGUGGAAUAUGUGGAUGACCUCUUGGAACUGGAAGAGACCAGCUAGUCCUCUGCAACCAGAGAGACUUCCUCUUGACGUUCAGAAAACUGAUUCUUUGUCCUCUUGCCAACAGCCCAGGUUGUUGAUACCUCAAAGCCUUCCCCUUACUCUAUAUAGCAAAAGGGGAGCCCCCAAAUUUCACACUACAUGUAACUAGGGGUGAGCCUGUCUUCCCCGUCUUCACACCUGUCUUCUUCGUAUUCAUACCUGUUUUCAUCUUCACAUCUGUCUUCCCCAUGUUCACACCUGCCUCUCCCACGUUCGUACCUGCCCCUCCUGUGUUCACACCUAUCUUUCCCAUGUUCAUACCUGUCUCUCUCACCAUUUUGGUCUGAAGGAUGGUCUUCCAUGGUUUGUUUUCUUCUGGAAAAAUCAGUAUUAUUUUUUAAAUGAGAAAAACAUU